AUGGGAGCAUUAUUUGGUCAACGCGGACAUGAGUGGACAAAGAGGUUGACAUCAGGCCAAACUUUUACAGACAAGUGUAUCAAGGGGAUGACUGAAGAAGUCAACAAAGCAAGCAGUCAUAAUGUUUACCAGUUUGACCGGGAGAGGUUCUAUUUUAUGGUGGCCGAAAGAAUAAACCGCAACGAUGGUCGUCCAACUGAUACUUACGGUGUUGAUCUGCGAAAGCGAACAUGUGAUUGUGGAAAAUUUCAAGCGUUCCAUUUGCCUUGCUCACAUGUGAUUGCAGCAUGUGAAAGUAUACGCCAAGACUACACCAUUCACAUACCCGACGUGUUCAAGAUACAACAUGUUUUUAAAGUCUACCAACAAAGCUUCCAGAUCCUCCCACAUCAAGACAAUUGGCCUCAAUAUAGAGGGCCUACUCUUUGUCAUGACGAAACUAUGCGUAGGAAAAAAAGAGGCCGCCCUAACAGUACUCGGAUUCGAACCGAAAUGGACGACGUGGAAAAGGAAAAGAGAAUGUGUGGGAUAUGCCGUGAAGUAGGCCAUAUCCGAAGUAAAUGUACAAAUGUAUCAGGCCUGUCCAAUAGGCCUCCUUAA
Molecule: messenger RNA, 600 nt
Organism: Vicia villosa (hairy vetch)
Lineage: Eukaryota; Viridiplantae; Streptophyta; Magnoliopsida; Fabales; Fabaceae
Exons: 1
Coding region: 1-600 (199 amino acids)
Molecular function (GO): zinc ion binding
Source: RefSeq, a predicted model, not a curated record